Molecule: messenger RNA, 891 nt
Organism: Penaeus monodon (black tiger shrimp)
Lineage: Eukaryota; Metazoa; Arthropoda; Malacostraca; Decapoda; Penaeidae
Exons: 5
Coding region: 1-891 (296 amino acids)
Source: RefSeq, a predicted model, not a curated record
AUGACUGUGAUCUGCAAGAGAUUCCAGGAUCAUACUCACCUCCACAGACUCACCUUCCAACAGACUCAACCUUUCCACAAGACUCACCUUCCAACAGACUCACCUUCCAACAGACUCACCUUCCAACAGACUCACCUUCCAACAGACUCACCUCCCAACAGACUCACCUCCCAACAGACUCACCUUCCAACAGACUCACCUUCCAACAGACUCACCUUCCAACAGACUCACCUUCCAACAGACUCACCUUCCAACAGACUCACCUUCCAACAGACUCACCUUCCAACAGACUCACCUUCCAACAGACUCACCUUCCAACAGACUCACCUUCCAACAAGACCACCUUCCAACAGACUCACCUUCCAACAGAGACUCACCUUCCAACAGACUCACCUCCAACAGACUCACCUUCCAACAGACUCACCUUCCAACAGACUCACCUUCCAACAGACUCACCUUCCAACAGACUCACCUUCCAACAGACUCACCUUCCAACAGACUCACCUUCCAACAGAGACGCACCUUCCAACUCCUGCCAACACAUACCCAGAACCCAAGAAAUUCAACAGCAAUUCUACUGCAACCUCCGCGAUUGACCAGCUGAUCAAGUCAACAGCCAGAAGAGGCGUGGAGAGUUACGUCAGUAGAUCUUGUAGAACACCCACAGCGCCGCUAUAUCUUUGUGGUGCUGAGACUGAAAGUAGACAAUCUCCUUCCCGGCAGCUCGAGUGCUGCAAUUUUGAUGUCGUUAAUUAUGCUCAGCAAGUCAUAAUGAUCUGCGAAGCUCACUGUCCACAUACUACGUCUGCUGACUGUGCUCUCAGGGAGGUCACUGUGAUGACGAGGUCCGGUGAAAAGCCUGAAAUGUGGGCUGGAAAUCAACAAGGCUGA